This is a messenger RNA of Engraulis encrasicolus (European anchovy), 4444 nucleotides long. Its product is annotated as trypsin-3-like. The transcript has 3 exons. Gene Ontology annotation, biological process: proteolysis. The record is from RefSeq and is a predicted model, not a curated record. The coding region runs from base 867 to 3419 and encodes 850 amino acids. Gene Ontology annotation, molecular function: serine-type endopeptidase activity. NCBI's taxonomy places the organism in Eukaryota, Metazoa, Chordata, Actinopteri, Clupeiformes, Engraulidae.
AUGUGACCCACUGUCUGGUAUUUUCAGUCUCGCAGACCAUGCUAUGGCUAGCACGCAUUGAACAAGACUGCCAGCAAAAUAACGUCAAAGAGACAUGUUACAUUUUAGAAGUUAGAGCUACGCUCUACACAUUUUAACAAAAGAGACUAUGCAAACUGGAAACCGACCUCCCGUCUGUAUGCAGUCAGCCGUUGUGGAUGCGUACCCAGCUGGCGAAUUAGGUUUCUUGCCCGUUGAUAAAUGACCUGCCUCGUGUUUGUACAUCUAUUAUCCAGGUCUGGCCCUUGGGAUGCCAAAGCAGACAGACUUUGCACCACCACCCAUCCAAAAAGAUGCCGAGUCUAGAAGAUUUAUCACAAGUGCAUUCCUGAGACAUUUUGCAAGAAUUAUGAUGUCUCUGUUGUAUCCAGACAUUCCAUGCAGAGGCAGAGUGUACUUGAAAUCUUAUCCACCAAGAAUGCGACAUCUGAUGGGCCACUGCAAGAAGGCUGCGCAAAAGCAAACUGUUCAGAAGCAUGACAUCUGAAGUGACUUCAGGAGCUCCUCAAAAUGAGACAGACGGUUGAAAUGUGAGUGAAACCCCUGCGUUAAGUGUAGGAAUUGACCAACUCCCUAUAGUUAAAGACGGUGAAGGACAGCCUGCUGCUUUGGACUUAUCAAAUCAGAACCCUACUCGAGAUCCUCUCACAUUACUAACUGACUGUACUGAAUUGAGAAGGUAUAGUCGAGCAUGUAAGGACAACAAGGAAACGCCUGAACAGAACAAUCUAGAAUUGAGAUCAGAAUCUGAAAAAGAUCAACAUUCCAUAUCUAGGCUUACUCAUUCCGAAACAGUCAAGUGCAUAAGUCAAAGAUGGACUGGAAAGAUGGACAAACGCAAUAGUGAUAGUGAUAACAUCUCAGGCAAUGAAAACCCAGACAGGAGCUUCACCAGUGGAGAAGAUGCGACUCAAUCAGUAGUUGAUCGAAAACCAAAUGGUGUUAGAACAAGCGGUUCUAGUCAUAACAAUACUCGUGUAGAAAGCGACAGAACAAAAGUAGCUUUAGAAUUUGAAAAUGCUCUCCAAGUCAAGACUGAUGUGAUGGAAGACGAAGACCUCAAUGUAAUGCCACAGGCAAAAAACAAGGUAGCAGCCACUGACUCAAUAGUACAGAGUGAUGUUGAGGUGGAAUUAGAUGAAUCAAGCAUGGAAGUUUCUCAACCAUUAGGGUCAUCAAGUCCUGACAUAUUUGAAUCGCCCAGAAGGUUCAGGCCUCGUCAUACAUCUCCAUCUCCUCCUCCUCCUCCCACCCGUCCUCUUAUUAACCAAAAACGGGGGCGCAGGCGAAGGGGUGGAGGAGGACCAUGGAAGUGUGAGUAUUGUGGUCGCGUUUUCCCCCACAAUUCAGCCUACACCGUCCACCUCCGCGUUCACACUGGCGAGAAGCCGCACAAGUGCGAAGAGUGCGGCAGGGGCUUUGCCCAGGCGUCCAACCUCAACGCCCACAUGAGGGUACACAACAAGGCGAGCAAGCUGGAGUGCUGUGGCAUACAUUUCUACAGACUCACAUCGUACCGCAAGCACCGCAAAACCCACACAGAAGCAGUGCCAAGGAAGAAACGCAGGACUCCAAGUCACAGCAAUGACUUCCCGAUUUUGAAGUGUCCCACCUGUGGCAAAGUUUUUCGCUGUCAGUCCACUCUGCGUGUCCACAUGCGCGUCCACAGUGGCGAGAAGCCGUUUACUUGCAAAGUCUGCGGCAAGUCCUUCACUCAAGCCAACUCUGUCCGUGUUCACGAGAAGAUUCAUUGGUCAGUCAAGACGUUCAUGUGCAUGGAUUGCGGUCGAGGCUUUUCCCAGCCUCAGAGUCUCAAAGUACAUGUCUGCAAAGCCAAAGGUGGCGCUUCCUCCAACCACCUUAAUGUAGGUUAUCGAUGUCACUUGUGCCAUAAAAUCAUUGUGGACAAACGACAGUAUGAGCUUCAUUUGCAGGCCCAUACAGACACUGAGCGAUAUUCUUGUGAGUAUUGUGGUCAGAAGUUCAGCCUUCGCUCUGAAGUGAAUAUCCACCAUCUCUACUGUUCCAGAACAAACCCUGCCGAGCCAGUCCAAGAAUACCCCAAACCUCGAAUUACAUCCUCGCCGGAUUACAGCCCCUGUAACAGCCCCCGUCCCCAACUGAGCCCCUCGCGUGAAGUAGCAGCCAGUCGUCCAGAAGGACAGCUACCUGCAAAUGCGUUGACGACUUAUGCCAGAUUGAGGGGCGAACCUCAACAAAGCACAAUUCCAGAACCAGUCACCAACGGCAAAGCACGACGGUCACUGCUGAGGUGCCCAGUUCAGUUGUUGACCAGCUCCGUGGAUCAAGACUUGCAUUCUAAACAUCCACUAGCUGUCAAUUCUAUCAUACAGCAGUUGAAUAACUUGGACCACAAACAAGACCCAAGGAAGUAUUUUUGCCCGCGGUGCGGUCGUCUCUUCAGGCACGUGAUGAGACUCCGUGCCCACAUGCUCACCCACUCGCGGAGCAAGGGCUACAUCUGUGGCAGCUGCGGCAAGACACUAGCAAGCUGGAGGGAGCUCUGGCGGCACCAGCGAGUGCACAGGCAGAAGAAAGGACGCUUCUUUUGUCCCACGUGCGCACAGGGUUUCCGGUUUGUGAGUCCAUACCUGGAUCACCUGAGGACACAUCCAGAGUUGAACUUGUUCGCCUGCACCCUCUGCAGCAUGACUUUUGUCAAUUCACAGAGCCUGAAAGCUCACCAGCGUGAUUGGCACAAGCAGAGUUUACCUUACAGCUGUGAUCGUUGUGGGCAGGGGUUUAGCAGUCAGAGGAUGCUGGACAGACACAACGUUUGGCAUGAAAGAGUUAGACAGAGAGAGUCAUCAGAUAAACGGAAGAUGGAGCCGAAGCCUGAUGUGCUGCCUUAUCAGUGUGCGGAAUGUGACUCGAUGUUCAAAACCGUGGAUGUGCUUUUCCAGCAUCAGCUCUGCCAUGCUCUUUUGGAAGACGGAGUGGCAGGGGACACGGGAGAGGCAGGGGACACGGGAGAGGCUGAGGACCAGAAUCAACCAAACCACACUGAUGAGUGUGUCAACUCGACCAGUCCUCGCCGUAGUGGAGAUGCAAAAUCACCAACCAGUCCCUCCGUGGCAACUUCUGCUAGCCCACCCCAGAUCGCAGCUCCCCUAGAACCUGUACCUUCUCAAAACGACCAGCUGCCAAAAGCUCAAACUGAUUCGGAAGUAGACGCACCACUCCAAAAAUCCCCUUUGAACUCCUCUUCCCCUCCCAUCUCUGAUUCCCAGCCCACCAAUGGCCAAGCGGCUGCAGAGGCAUCCUUUACUGAGGUCAAAUCCUCCAUGACCACGCCACAGGUCAUGGAAGACAUGCCUACCCAAGAACAUGAACAAGGGCAUGUGGCAGAAAAGGCCUGAUCAUACUUGUUCUGGACUGUGUUUCCCAAAAACUCUUUAGUAGUCCUUAAAGGGACACUGUGUGAGAUUUUUAGUUGUUUAUUUCCAGAAUUCAUGCUGCCCAUUCACUAAUGUUACUUUUUUCAUGAAUACUUACCACCAGCAUCAAAUUCUAAGUAUUCAUUAUGACUGGAAAAAUUGCACUUUUCAUACAUGAAAAGGGGAUCUUCUCCAUGGUCCGCCAUUUUGAAUUUCCAAAAGUAGCUUUUUUUAGCUGCAAAAAUGACUGUACUUGGACCAUACUAGAAAAUAUUUGUUUAUUACUUAGUAGACUUUCAUGUAAAGACCAAAUUUGGCAAUAGGCAGCCCAGUUUCAAUGAGCGGCAUAGUUGCAGUACCUUUUUUGACCAUUUCCUGCACAGUGUCCCUUUAAGCCUACGUAUGAGGUGCCACCUAGGCAAUGCAUCACAUCUGGUGAUUUUGGUGUCACCAAAAGUUUAUAUAUAAAAUACUUGUAUUGGCCUACAUACAUUUUGUUCUGGUACAUGCAAAUCAAAUAUUUGCGCAAAGUGCAUGUGCAAGGUAAAAUAGUGUAUUUAUAAUCUUAUAGUGAUGAUGUGAGACCUAUUUCUGGUAUAUUGCCUAGAGGGCACUUCAUACUUAAGAACUACUUUGGCUUAAGUACCACUGACGCGUUUUUGGGAAACACAGCCCACUGUGGUGCUACUUUGUCUGGUGUGACAGAGCUGUUUUAACAGGACACUAAAUGCUACAUGCAAGAGGAGAUGUAUAGAAAAAAAUCUUGAAAUCAUGUCAUUUUUUUGAUCCACGAGUGUCUUUGUUAAAGUAUUAUGUUUCAUGACCUUCCAAUUAGGCAUUCAGGACAUUGCUUUGAUGUACACUUACUUAUUAGAGCAGUCCUUUUAGCAGAAAAAACAUACUGCUACGUUUUGACAGCAGAAGAUGAUGUCUAUGAGGAUGUUCUUAUGCAUUGUUUAGAUUUUACAGUAGGUUAAAAAAAUAAAGUGACCUUUAUGCUCAUGGUA